GCUCGCCUCACCAGUUCAGCUGUGGACUCGUCUGAGGCUCAGUCCCUCCAUCGCCGGGGAUCAUGUGUGUACUCUCACAAACACUGGACAUUACCCAGAGAGGAGAUCAGUUUAUUGUUUGUUAAACCGUCUCAGAGUGAACAGCGAUCAGUGAACAGAGUCAGCAAACACAGUCUAUCACUAUGUCGAGUGGAGUUUUAGGUCGUCUGAGCACCUUGACGCUGAACAUUAAGCAGCUAGUCUGUCUGCCUCGGCUUUCCCCGUGUCUGCAUUCCUUGCCGUCUCCUCAGGCCACCGUGGGAGCCUCAGACGUGCCCGGCCUGUUCCACGAGCCCUACAUUCGUUCAGGCUACCGUCCUAUAGGCCAGCCAUGGCACUGUUACGCUCUCAGCCUCUUUCAAAGCCACAACGAGUUGCUGAACGUCUGGUCACACCUUCUAGCAGUUCCUGUGGUGCUGCUGCGCUUCUGGUUCUUUGCUGCCACAGGAAGCCUGACUCUAGACGCCUCAUCGUUGCCCCUCUGCCUCUACACCCUUUCGGCUCUGACCUACCUCACCUGUAGCACCCUAGCCCACUUGCUUCAGUCUCACUCAGAGCUCUCGCACUACUCCCUCUUCUUCCUGGAUUAUGUCGGCGUGGCUGUGUAUCAGUACGGAUCGGCGCUGGCUCAUUAUUUCUACUGCGCUGAGGAGGAGUGGAGGCAGAGCCUGGUGGGGGCGCUGUUCCUGCCUGGAGCUGCUCUACUGGGAUGGUUGUCUUGUGCCAGCUGCUGUUUCGCCAAAUUGCGCUAUCGUCGUCCGUACCCUCUGCGCAGGAAGAUCUUCCAGAUCGUUCCCACUAGCUUGGCGUACAUGCUAGACAUCAGCCCUGUGGCACUCCGGCUAGCCACGAGACCCUGCCGUGAGCCUGUGCUGGUGCUGCACACCCUGCAAGUGGCCUUCUUCCUGAUGGCUGCCUUCUUCUUCUCGUGCCCAGUGCCUGAGCGCUUUUUUCCAGGGAAGUGUGAUAUUGUAGGUCAUGGGCACCAGAUCUUUCAUAUCUUCCUAGUCAUGUGCACCAUGUGCCAGAUGGAGGCAGUUUUUAUGGACUUCUUGGUGCAGAGGAGCUCGGUAGUGGAGGUGCAUGGAGAGAUCGGCGUCUGGCUGGCCGCGGGCUCUUUCUUUGUCCUGGUGCUGUGCAGUAUGCUGACGGCAGCUCGAAUGAGGCAGAGCGUCCAAAGGCAGCUGCAGAAAGAACGAAUGAAGAGCGAAUGAAAGUAAAUUUUGGAGAUCUGGAAGGCCACCAAACUGUGCUGUUCUCUAACACACACCAGAUUCAGUGAACAAAUCUGAGAAAAGAGAACAUUUGUAAUGUGACACUUUUAUUAUAGGUAAAAAAAAUCAUUCUUAGAACAUAACAAAGUCCAUUUUUGAGUGUUUUAUUGUAUUGGGAAAAUGUGAAAGCUAUGCAAGGCAUGAGUAAGAAUAUGCCUCGUGAUAAUGUGUCAUAGGGAACAGAUCUGUAUCAGGCCAUGCAUGGCUCUGUGUUGUGUAUUAGAGGGUCCUAUCUGGGUUGAGAAUGAAUGGGAACCACUACAUUUUGUAAUUCCAAAGCUCAGAGCUGUGACUGAAUAAGUUAUACAUUAUAUGGCCACAAGUAUGUGAACACCUGACCAUCACACCCAUUUCUGGUUCUUCCAAAAACUGAUGCCACAAAGCUGGAAGCAAACAAUUGUAUAAAAUGUCUUUGUAUGCUGUAGGAACAAAACCUGUUCCAGCAUGACAGUGUCCUCUUAUAAGCAAGCUCCACAAAGACAUAGUGUGUUAUGAGUGUCCUGCACUGAGCCCUGACUCUGAUUCAAACCCACUGAACACCUUUGGGAUGAACUGGAAUACUGACUGAACCCCAGACCUCCUCACUUUCACAACAUCAGUGUCUGAUCUCACUAAUGCUCUUGCAGCUGAAUGACCACUAAUCCCACAGACACACUCCAACAUCUAGUGGAAAACCUUCACAGAAGAGCAAAGAGAAGUGUGAGUGUGAGUAUGAUGGUCAGGGGUGCACUUACGUUUGACUGUAUAGUGUAUGUAGCUUGUCAUUAUUCAAUAACAUUUAUUCAUGACAAUUAUUUUAUGUAGGCUCACCUAGAGCCUCAUGUAUUAAAAGGUAUUUUAAAGCGAAUGUACCUAGCACUGAAUGCAGAAGAGACCAGUUUCCGUUACUGUCGGUCAGUUUACAUAAUUUAAUGCCAUCGUCUCACAUAUACACCGGUCAGUGUAUAAUCUGUUGCUUAGCCACUGUUCCACGUAUUAUGCACUUAUGGGUCUGUGUGGCCUAUUUUCUAAUAAUCCUUUUCAGCCCAGACCCAAUUACUCACUUAAAAGGAACAAAGAAAUAAAGCUUGACUUGGCUUUAGUGCUAUCAGGAGGAGGAAUGUGUGAACAAAGGAGUCAGUUUUACUUUGUGAGACUGUGUGAGGGUUUUUUUCUACCAAAAAGCUGGUCAGAUGCUGGCUCGAGAAAUGACCAGAUCAGAUUAGUUAAUCAGAUUUGCCACAAGAAUGUUCCCCUGCUCUCAGUACCAGUUGUUCACAGAUGCAGGAAACAUAUCCAUCAAAAAAUGUCUAAAUAUGUUCUUUAUUUCUAGUUAUAAUGUACUGUAUUGAAUGAAAAGGACUGUUAUUUACCUCAGCUACAUUAAGUUUUUAGGUAUAGUGUACUGUAUUCAUUUUAAAGGUUUGUUAUUACCUCAGCCGAGUGGUAGAGAGAGACAGAAAGCUAUAUUCACAAUCGUGUGGACAUUCGGAUUUGUACUGACCGUCAGACUGACAGUGUGUUUUGCAUGUGAUGAAGAGUAUUGAGUUUAAAGUAGGUUUUUCAGUUGUGUUAAAUGAAGUGCUAAUGACGUUCAAAACCGUCUCCACUGUGAAGCCGAGAUGAAACUGUAAACUGACAGCAAUGAUUAAAUGAAAUAAAGUUGAUCAUUUCAUGA
Messenger RNA from Hemibagrus wyckioides, 2970 nucleotides. RefSeq names its product progestin and adipoQ receptor family member VIII (gene paqr8). NCBI's taxonomy places the organism in Eukaryota, Metazoa, Chordata, Actinopteri, Siluriformes, Bagridae. Gene Ontology annotation, cellular component: plasma membrane. The coding region runs from base 183 to 1253 and encodes 356 amino acids. The record is from RefSeq and is a predicted model, not a curated record. Gene Ontology annotation, biological process: response to steroid hormone. Gene Ontology annotation, molecular function: nuclear steroid receptor activity; steroid binding. The transcript has 2 exons.